Messenger RNA from Hibiscus syriacus, 2586 nucleotides. RefSeq names its product WD repeat-containing protein 44-like. The record is from RefSeq and is a predicted model, not a curated record. The coding region runs from base 1 to 2586 and encodes 861 amino acids. Gene Ontology annotation, molecular function: protein binding. The transcript has 9 exons. Lineage: Eukaryota; Viridiplantae; Streptophyta; Magnoliopsida; Malvales; Malvaceae.
AUGGAUAGCUUGAGAGAAGAGGAAGAAGGUUCAUUUUUUUAUGCUCAUGAGCACAUUGCAACAAUGUCUGGUUUAAAUUCUAAUUACACAGAGAUACACCACUUAGAUUCUGGUUUUCAUAAUUGGUCUGAGAGUAGUUUCCAAUAUGAUGUAUGGAUAAAUAGCCCACGAAGCGUUGAGGAACGGCGUGGUAAAUUCUUGGAUUGGAUGGGAUUGAGUUUAGAUCGAGUUUCUCCUGAAAAUUCAGUUGAUGCACCUUCUUUGGAAGGCGAAUUAGAUAGGGCAAUGGAAACCAGUGAUGCUGUUUUGAGAACAUCUGACUUUGAAGAGGAGUUUUCUUCCACUCGGUCUUCCAUGUCUUGUUGGUCUAAUGAUAAUUUUGAUUUGUUUGGGAAGUCGAGGCCAGGAAAUAAUUUUGUGUGCGGCGAAGGAAAUGAUGAUACAUCGUGUGAUGUUGAGCGAGUGCAGCAGGAUGAGAAGGCAAGUGAACAUUGUGAAAUGAGUGAAGAAGAAUUGGUAGCCAACAAGAAUUCUGAGAGCCCUAGUGCGGCAUCGCCCUCUAUUCAACAAUUUAAGGAGAAUGAAGUUGAGAAGGAGAAUAAAUUAAAGAGAAUACCAAAGAGAGUUAAGAACAGGUGGUAUAGUAGAUUGUGUUCAAUGUAUUGCAUGGUUGAUACAAAGGUUGAAGAUAAUCAAUCGAGACCGGAUGGAGAUGAUUCAAUUUUGGGGACUAAGGUUCAGAGAGUUAAAGUCCAGCAAAGCAGGAAGAAAAGGAAGGAACUUUCAGCACUCUACAUGGGACAAGAUAUCCAGGCCCACGAAGGUACAAUUUUGACGAUGAAGUUCAGUCCUGACGGGCAAUACCUAGCAAGUGCUGGUGAAGAUGGUGUCGUGAGAGUAUGGCAAGUGGUGGAAGAUCAGAGAUUCAACGACCUUGACAUUCCGGAAAUAGAUCCUUCCUGCAUAUACUUCACAGUGAAUUAUCUUUCCGAAUUGAAACCCCUCUUUGUAGAUACGGAAAAAACAGGUAAUUUAAGGAGCAUGAGAAAAACUUCUGAUUCAGCAUGUGUUAUCUUCCCUCCCAAAACUUUCCGGAUAUUGGAGAAACCAUUACACGAGUUCCAGGGGCACGAUGGUGAUAUCCUGGAUCUUUCGUGGUCAAAGAAAAAUUUUCUGCUGUCUUCUUCUGUUGAUAGAUCUGUUCGUAUGUGGCAAGUUGGAUCUGACCAUUGCCUAAGAGUGUUUUCACAUAGUAAUUAUGUAACAUGUGCUCAGUUUAACCCUGUGGAUGACAAUUACUUCAUUAGCGGUUCAAUAGAUGGAAAAGUGCGCACUUGGGCAAUUUCUAGCUACCAGGUUGUUGACUGGUGCGAUGUAAGAGAUAUAGUUACUGCAGUUUGUUAUCGUCCGGACGGACAGGGAGGAAUUGUUGGCUCAAUGAACGGCAGCUGCUGGUUUUACAAUGUGGCAGACAAUCAUUUGCAACUGGAUGCUCAUGUAGACUUAAAUGUGAAAAAAAAGUCACCUCGCAGAAGAAUAACUGGCUUGCAGUUUUUGCCACAAGAUUCAAGCAAAGUAAUGGUUACUUGUGCUGAUUCUCAUGUCAGAAUUCUUCAAGGACACGGUGUGAUUUGCAAAUACAAGGGAGCACACAACUCUCUUUCUCAAUCUGCAGGAAACAAUGGUAACCCGGCAUUCGCAUCAUUAACUCCUGAUGGUAAGCAUAUUGUUUCAGCUUCUGAGGAUGCAAAUGUAUAUAUAUGGAAUAGUGUCGAUCAGGAUGAACAAGCAUGUCCUCCUGCUAAAGAUAUAAGAUCCUUUGAGCGAUUCUUUGCUAAUGCAUCCAUUACAAUCCCAUGGUGUGGCAUGAAAUGUGAGAAUGCAGAAAAUGGAAGGCAAUUUGAAGUACUGAAUGAAAAUUUACCCGAUAACCUUCCGUUUUUCCCGCCUUCAUAUUUCUCGUUGAACCGUGAAUACUUUUUGGAGUAUUUUCCCAAGGAAUCUGCAACUUGGCCAGAAGAAACACUUGCUCCAUCGAGCCCGUUGUCUGUGUCAUCUCCAAUGCAUAAAUCCCAGUACAAGUUUCUGAAAUCUUCUUGCCAGAAUACAUUUCAAUCCCAUGCAUGGGGUCUUGUUUUAGUGACAGCUGGUUUGGAUGGAAGGAUUAAAUCAUUCCUCAAUUACGGUUUACCAGUGAUCUCGAGAUACGAAAGCAUCAGGGCAGCAUGCUUUGAUAGUCACUCACAAGUCAGAUGGAUGAUUGAGAAUCUGUGGUUUACUGUCAGUGUUCUGCAACUGAAUACGGUUGCAACAAGUGGCCGAGUUCUAUGGUUUACGAAAUGUUUCUUGGAAGGAGUGGCCAAGGGUCAUUCCAACGGUCAUGGAGUUGGAACUUACCGGGUUAUUAUUUUCUCGGAAACGAAUUUCUCUGCCAACUGUAGUGCUAGAAUGCAUACCAUUUUUUAUGCAUUGCAGAGCACAUUUCCGGGAAAUUCCUUCCACGGCCUGUUGAAUCCGGGUCUGUGGACUUAUGGUCGUGACAGAGAGAUCAAUCCGAGGACGCUAUUCUUACUGGGGUCAGAGUAG